Bemisia tabaci is the source of this 8504-nucleotide messenger RNA. RefSeq names its product EB domain-containing julius seizure protein (gene jus). NCBI's taxonomy places the organism in Eukaryota, Metazoa, Arthropoda, Insecta, Hemiptera, Aleyrodidae. The record is from RefSeq and is a predicted model, not a curated record.
GACCCGAGCGCAGCGCACGGUCCACUGUCUCCGCCCCAGUGAUGCCCCGCGAUCCGGAUCGACGGCUCGCGACUUGAUCCGCUCUUCCGCAUCGCUAUACAGAGACCCGGGGAAAAUUCCGCGCCUAGUGAUCGCCGACACCACUUGUCCCUCGUCCUCGGCCAAGUCGGGGACUCCGCUAACUGACGCCAUAGGAAUGUGACACUGGCGGGCAUAAUGCUGGGGCUCUGUUUUCUGCUUUUGACAGCUGCAGCGUGGACAACCUCAGCAUCAGACCCCCUCUCCACCUCUCACUCCGAGCAUUCUUCGGUUCCGAAAUACUACAGCGGAACGAAGAAGUUCGGAGACAAAUGUGAGAACACGUGGGAGUGUGGGUUCGACGGUGGCAUCUGUGACGCCAUCAAAAAGUCUUGCCAGUGCCUCCCAGAGCUUCCAGCCACCAACCACAUCGACAAAUGCGGAAAAGAGGCUGCAGUGAACGAGUCAUGUUUCUUCGACGAGCAAUGCGAAUCCUCGUACUUCCAAACGAAAUGCCAGGACGGCAAGUGUGUUUGCCGCUUCGACAUGAAACCUGUCUUCCACAAAGAUGGCUCAGUAGAAUGCAUCGGAGACACCUCCAGCUCGGGCCCAACGACGUACAUAGACCCAACCAUGAUCGGAAUUUUAGUUGUCAUGUUCCUCAUGUUCAUUAUCAUCUGCGUUGUUCUCCGGUUGUUCAGCAAGGCUCGCUGGCAGGAGAACCGGACAAUCUUCAACACGCCGAACCCACGGCUGAUGAACGUCUCGCUCCUCCGCGACGCCAAGCACACGGUGGCCCCGGAAGAGCGGCGAGGGAGCCACCAUAGCGUGAGCCGGCAGCACAGCGCCGCAUCGCUCAGGCUCCACUCCCCCUCCAACCCGCAAGUUGCUGGAAUCGGAACCCAAAAUGGGCGUAGGGAGAGCAAAGGAAGUUACGGGACAGGCCUGAAAUCCCCGACAUCAAAUACGAAACUGGAACCUGCCACUUUAGAAUCACCGCUUGCUUGAUCCUUUUCGCAGCCUUACAAUCACAGGAAUGCAGCUAAGCUGGAAUACUACCUAUUCAUCACAAUUCAUACUUUUUAUAAACUGCAAAAAGUUGACUUGAAAUUCUUCACGAAAUCUUUCAUUUACAUUGCUUCGAUUUAGAGUAGAUUUUAUUGCCUCUUUUUACUUCUUACCACGUUGAAACUGAUCAAUAAACAAGAAAAGGGACCAGCCUACCACAAAUUAUCAUUUUUGCAGGUGCAUAGUUUUGAGUUGUGUACAUAAUUUGGAUGUUUAGAAAUACUUUUGUUUUAACCGUCUUCGUACUUUGACGAGUUUGCUGUUUUUGGUGUUCCAUUCUUUUACGUUUUCAUAUUCAGCAAAAAUGUUGAAAAGUUGUACCUAAUCAUGUACAGAUAUUUGAUAAGUUAUCAUUUGUUAAUUUUUUGUCUGAGAAACGAUUUUAGAUGAUGGUGAUGAGAUUUAGGCAGGACCCAUGCCUACAUUUAAAAUAUUAAUCACAGGAAAAAAAUUUGCAUGCAGUGAAUGCAAAUUUCUUCCAGGGAGGUCUUAUGAAACUGAAGUGCCCUUAAAAUUAUAAAAAUCACAUUACACGUAGAUAAACAAGAAAGGAGCACAGAGUUAUGAUAGCUGGUAAAUUUACUGGGAAAAAUGGAAAAAAUCCACGCACAAAUUAAACAAGUGAGCCAUAAUUCCACUUCAAAUUUUUCGUUUUGUUCAAGGCGAAAUUUUUAUUAUGAGGAAACGUGUUCAUAUUUUUGUACUAGCUUUUCUGGUGAAAUUUUUCCGCAUACAGAAGAACAUAUCUAGUAAUUUGAAGCAUACUGAAUAAGUUUUCUUGCAAUAAUUAAAUGAAUGCUGUAGAAAAGAGUGAAAAACCAUGAUAUAUGUCUAACAGUGUAUGGCAACAUUAUAUGUACCUACUUGCUGGAUGGCAUAAUUUAUAAUUUCAGUUGAAUUUUCUCUGAAAACCGUAAACAGUCAUACUGAUCACAUAUUUUGUGAAAUCCUCUUGUUUUUUAGAUGUCAGUGAGGAUAAACUAUAAUUUUAAGUCCACAAAGGAAUGAUGCAUUCUUGAGAAAAGUAAAAACUUCUCGAGUAUCAGUGUAGAAGUUUAAUGUAACACUCCGAGAUAUCUACACCAAGACUUUGUACUGAAGUUCUCCUCAUAAAUUUUUACUUUCAUCGUUAAUUUUUGCAACUCGUAAAGCAUGAAAACAUACGCCUAAAACUCUAAUUUUAUGUCCGAUUAUUGUACUUGCUAAAAUUCAUAGUCAAAACUUGAUUAUCCGACCUUUGAUCAUUUAACAUCCUCGCCAUUUCAACAGAAUCUUCCAGAGUUAGAAUUUUUUAUUUUCUUUUUGCCAAAUGUGAGAAAAAGUAGCAUGUGUGCAACUUUCACUAAGAGAUACUUAAACUGGUACACAACAAGAACAGUACGUAAUCCACUAGCACUAGUGUGGAUAUCGUUCAUACCCUUUGACGAUUUUCUUCAUCAAAUAAAGUUGUUUUUCGCCUGGGAGUAACGUCUACAAGUCUUACUCCUAAUUGGACUUCAUUUUGCAAUUAGGAACGAAAAUUUCUGGCUCAUUUGUAAAAACACUUACGUACAUUGGGAAACUAAAGAUCCAUAAGUUGUUUUUGAACUGAGCCAGAACUUAUAGUUCCGAAUUGCAAAAUGUAGUCCAACUGUAUGUCCUGUUAGUUGAACUGUGCUUUAGCGGCCUGUAUUCCAAUUUUGUUGGAGUCGAGGAUUCCUCAAAUCAUUUUUGAUUAAGGAAUAUAUGACUGAUAUAGCUGGUACAGUUCCCCGCAAGAUGGGAUAAUCAAGUUUUGAAUGUAUUUUGAUCUUGAUGAGAAAGUUGAAACUAGCUGGUUAGGCGUAAGGAUCCCUUGUAAAAAAAAAACAAUCAGAUUUUGAAAUACAGAAGCUACUGUAUUUUCACGUUCUUAGUAGAAGUAGAAUCUUCUCUUCUUAGAACAUCGUGUAAAUAUUAGGGUCAACUUGUUUUGCUGUAUACAAGAUUGUUCUACGCUCUCCGGGAGGCAAGUGCCAUUGAACACCACGCUCUUCGAAAUUGAAGAUAAAAAAGUUGUUAUUUUUCUUUAAAGUCGUUGUCAUAUUACUAACUUUUUGUAAGUAACGAAGUAAAAAUUAGAGUGAGCAGAAAUAGUAAUUGACUCCCAAAAAUUUCUAAAAAUAGGAAAGAACUUUUUCUUUCUGUUUCAAAAUAUCUAUUUGACAUACAGUAGAUUAAUAAAAACUGGUUACUGUGAAAACAGAAACUGACUUUUUAAAAACUCAAAUUUCUAUGGAAAAAAUCAGUAUGAAUUGCCAAAAAAGGCUUACGCUGCCGUGCCAAAAAGAAUGCUCCACGACCCUGAAAUCAAGAUGAGUCAUCUCGGACCUGUUGCUAACAGAUCAGCUUAUAUUAUAUCUGCUAUUACAUUCUUAGUCCCUAUACAAACCUAAAACUAACUAAAAUUCAAUUUCAUCCACUGAGAUGUUUGAAAGGUUGUAAUUUGAUUGGUCAAAAUGUGUUCCUGAGAGAAUAUGCUUUUCACUAGAACAGUGUUGUUUUCUGGUUAUGGCAGUUUUUAUGCUUGAAAAAAGUUUUUAAAAGAAAGUCACAGGAAAAACUUAAACCCUGGUAAAUCAAGUAUUACUUCCCGUAUACUUCAUUUUUCUCCUCUUGUAAACUGUCACUCUGCAUGAUAUAUUAAAAGGCUAAAGUUGAAAAAUGUGCAUCUCAAAGUGCAAGAACGCACGUCUCUGCUCAUGUUCUAUUUUAAUUUUAAAAAAGAAAAGUAACCAGCGGUUUCUACCAAAAUAUUCUGUGAAUUUUCUUUAUUCAUUCUAAAGAAAAGAACACAAAAUUGCAAGGAAACAUUUUGAUCGGUUUUCUUUGAAGUGCGUAAAACAUUAUCGGAGAUUUUUAUACAUAGAAAAUGAGAUACGCAUUUUUUUCAUUUAGCCAUUGAUAUUCCAAAUCCUCUUUUGAUGGGAACUUUGAAAUUUUUUUAUUCUUCUGAACACUGAUUAAGUAAAAUUAAUUCCAAGAAUUAAUUUGAAUUGAUUUAGUUGAAACAAUUUUGAGUUUUACUGCUUUCUUGGGGGAAAGAAAAAUUUGGGAAAUCGAAAAACUUGGGAUUAAACCUACUGAUAAUACUAAAUGCCACUAGCCUCAGGAGAUCUGUCCUCUUUUUCACUUCAAUAUUUAUCUUUCUUAAGAUUAUCAUAGUACACUUCUUCUAUUUUUUUGUCGGAUGAAUAAGUUUGUUUUGAAUACCUGUAUAACUGAGAUUCUUAGAGCACUAAGUCAAAUAGUAAUCGCAUUAUUGCCUAAUUUUUGGACAGAGUGCCUACACCUAGAUGAUAUGUAAAUUUGAAACCAUUUUUGGGUACACAUUUAUUUUUCCAAACAUGUAGAAAACGAUGUGUACACACAAGAGGAAUUGUAAGAAAACAAAUGGAGUAUUGUACUCUAUGACAGCCGAAUCGGAAAAGUGUUCACAAUUUUCCUAGGGAAUUUGUUGUUUUAUUGAAGGAAAUAUGGCAAUGUCUAAAGGCACAUAUGGUGGUCUUCCUUCAGAAGUCAGCAUUAGUAUCUUAUGGUGUUUAUUGCUAUUUUGACAGGUAUAAGCUGGAUCAGGUAUAACUACAUCAGACGUUGCCUGCUUUCUUCUGAUGUUUUAUUUUUUAUAACAGAUGCCACAUUAGGACUUGAAAUUUUGUGAGCGUAUUCUGUAUGAUGAAGGGAAAAUUUACAGAAAAUUGUGAGACGUUCUAUUGUUUAAUUCACUUCAAAGAAAAAUAAAACAUCAGAGGAACUUCGGAAACAUGAAAAGCAGUUACGAUGAUUCAGAUUAAAUCUGUCCAUUUUCAGUCACUAGAAAUUAAGCAACAUUGCAACGUACAUCUUGUCAUUUUGCUCCAAGGAACUCUUCUUUGAUAUUAUUGUAAAAUAAUUCUAUCCAACAUAUGUUACUUUAUACUUACCUCUUUUUUAAUCAAAUUUAUCCAUAGGUAACGACUAGGUAUUCUUUGCUUCAGUCUUCUCGUUAAUUAAUUACGAAAAUUUCACAUUUUCUAAGAUUUAAUUUGCACCUUCAGUGUGAGAAUAUCCGAGUGGCAAUGCUGUGACGAAAUUGCAGCAAAAUCGUCAAAUUCUUGGCAUUUCAUUGCCUUCGAAUCGAGUCAGAAAAUAUUGGCUUCUUAGCUUUUAAACUGAAUUCAAUUUGAGAUGAAUUUUGGAUUUGAUUGCAUUUUCUUCUUUUUCUCUCUGUAAAUUUUUGGCAAAAAUUACAAGGUAACAGUGAUUAAAUCAUGAUGAUAUCUUUCCAGGUUUCAUAGAAUAAAGCUCUGACGAAUGGUUUUGCCGUACGAUUUGGCGAUAAAAUUGUAAAAGAUUGCUUAGUUACUGCUGACAAAUUAAAAUCUAAUUAAAUUUUCAUACUGCUAAAUUAUAAAUUUUUCAAUAAAAAAUGCUACUUGGGUCAAGGAUCUGUGUAAGAGAUUUGACACUUUGCUUAUCCAUGUAACCACGCUGAAAAUAAUUGAUUAAAAUUUAAGAUAGGUUCUUUUCCUUCUUUUUGCGACUAAUGAUAAGCUGAAACGUUAAAAAAGAAUUAGGGAAAAUUUUUGAAAAAUGAAUUUUAAUCCGGUGGAGGUGAGAGCACAAAACUAAUUUUUUCGGUCAGUGGAUUUAGUCUGCAGCAAUACAUUUUCCCACACAUUUCCUCUCUGAAAUUACACUGUGAUAGCAACCCACAAAACUUCAAAAAUCAACAUCUAACCUGAGAAUCAAGUAUUAUAAUACAUGCUGAAAGAGAAUACUGGAUAAUAUUUAAGAGCUGUCGUGAUCAAUAUUAACAAGAAACCCGAACCAACCUACACUGAUUGAUUUCUAAACUUCAGUACAUCAUUUUCUUCAUUUAAUGUUGAAAAUUCAACAAGUAAAGAAAUAUAAGAGGAAAAAAAUGCAGAAUUUUUCUACUGGCCAAUUUCAGAAAGAGACUGCUGUGAAAGAAAUUAAGGAUUCAAGGAAAUCAGAUGCAAAUAUUCCUGACUCAUUACGUUUGGCUCUCAGUCUCUCUCAUCUGAUUACCGUUGGCGUUCACAAGGAAACCCUGAACUGACCAAUUAUAAGCAGCGACAGAUGUAUCUAUUUACCAUCAAUGAGCCACCUGUAUUUUGCCAGCCCUUUUUGAUGAGGAACAGAUUUACAAUUUUGUUGAUUGUGGCUAACGGAUAGUUGUUGCUCUUUAAUUUCAAAGGUAAUUUUUUCCUUUUUUAAAAAUGAUUUUUGUUCGUAUUUUCAUUUUUGUCAAUGUAUUGCUUCUGCAUUAGAUCUGGAUUCCAUCUCACAACCAACCACGAUGCGUGUUCACUUUGAUAGAAUGUCUCUUGCUGACUCAACAGGUCUAUAUAUUUUUCUCACUAACAAUAGUUCAGAGUGCCUACAUUGAGAGGGCGUUCAAGUGUAAUUCUCUCUGACAUUGAUUGAAAAAUGGACAAUUUCUAGCUAUUUUAAGGAAUCUUUUCCAAGCAAAUGUUGCGUAUUCUUACUUUUUAAGUGUGUUGAAAGAAAAAAAAAUCUAAGACUUAAAUGCAAUGAAAACAAUUAGGUGUAAAUUAAAUUUAAAAUUCCUCCCUUUCUGAUGAAUUUUCGGCGGUCCACCAAAAUCGUGUCUAAAAGUAAGGCUGAGACAAAAGAGGGUUGAACUGGGAAGAUUCAACUUUGAACGCUGUUUUGAAGAGGUAAAUUCAUUCCCUUUACAUCCAAGCAAACGAAAACAAUUUCUAAAAUUUUUAAUUUUUUAUGGUCCUGUUUUCUAUUAGUUGAACCUGCAGUUUAUUGCCCCUGCUAUUUCUGGCUACUCGUUUACUCUAUCAUCCAAGGCUACAAAUAUUUUGGCUCUUUUAGUUAAUCCGUUCAAAAGGCGGAUCCAAGCAGAUGUUUGUUUUAGCCUUUGCGGACUCAAAUUUUGAACAAAACGUUGUGAUUGAAUAGUGAUUUAAGAAAAAUGGCAAUGAAGGCACGAAACAAAACGAAGGCAAUGAAACGAGGCAGGGAAACACUUACGAAGCAAGUUGUGACCUCAGAGGAGACUAUUAACUUUGCGGGCUGAACGUCAUUAAAUUAGUUCCAGGAAUUUCUUGAUGAAUAAAAUUAUUCCGAUUUGAUUAAGUUUGAACAUUUUUGAGAAAUUCUCUCACAUGAGGGAAAAAUUGUCUUUAAGGAGCCUUAUUAUACUUAAUCAUUGUUUGAUUAAAAUGUUUACUCUUCUUUAACUCUCACUAUGACUUACUCCAUAUUUAUCAAUAUAUUUAACACUAAUUAGAACUUCAUGCACUCAUGAACAUAUAAACUGCUUUACUGCUUUUGUUUGAAUUUUAAUAGAUUACUAGUAAGUGAAACCUAAGUUAAUGGUAAGCAAAACUUUAUUAAGUAGAGACACUUAUUAGAAUUAGGGAGCAACUGAUGAUGAACAUCUGUAUCUAAUUGAACACUUAGACGUAAGAGCUUGCAGCAAUAAUAUUACAUUAAGACACCUUUUAGAAUUAGGGAGCUAAAAUUUAGACUAUAAGAGCUUGAUAGGCAAAUAAGGCAAAGGCAAAUAGAAAAAAGGCAAAUAGGUUUAUAAGGCAAUAAUUAUGGCUUAGCUUUUAAAAAAAUGCGUUUGAAAUUAGGUUUAAUUUUAGUUUUAAUUCAAUUAUGCUUUUUUCAAAGAAGGCUUUUUAAAGAUGUCGAUAUUUUACUCAACAGUCAAUUCUCGAACUUAACAAAUCGCUAAAUUCCAGCCAUGAACCUGAGUAAGUUGAGGGAAGUUUACUCAGGUCUUGCGCAAAGUUAAUACAUCCGAUGUUGUCCAUGAGAGGUUUUUUUUAGGAUUGGCUUGCGUCACUGAAUAAAAAAAUUGGAAUUGAACGGUGCUGAAGUCAUGAAUGAAAGUGGUCUAGAGGAGCAACCGUACGGAUGGUUACAGAGAAGAAAGGUCUUUUUUUUUAAUCUGUUUUUGGCACUUUCAGACACCUUGGAUAAACGUACAUCUGGUUUCUUUUAGGGGGCAGAGGUCCAAUUAUACGUCUAUGGGGCUUUUUCUUGGUAAUUUUUUUAACUUCUAUUGAAUGAUGACUGAUUCAUCAAAGUAUUAAAAAGAGUCAAUAACUGAUUAAAAGGAAGAAAAGAGGAAAACCAUGAAUCCAAACUAGACCAAUGCAACAAUUGACGUAAUCAUUUCACAACAGGCACUCCGUCACUAAUUGAUUUUUGCACAGAAAUGAAAUCUCCAUGGGAGAACGCAUCGACUCUGAAAAAUUUACCUAAUUGGAGAUAAGUCCUUUUCAAAAUGACUUUUUAAAGUCUCUCAUUUCAAGAAGAACCGCGGAUUCAUAUUAGACCAAUGAAGAAAUUGAGGUGGUCAUUUCAAUAAGAAUACCUCCACUUUUGGUCAAAAUUGACUUUUAUGGAAA